Molecule: messenger RNA, 5324 nt
Organism: Myxocyprinus asiaticus (Chinese sucker)
Lineage: Eukaryota; Metazoa; Chordata; Actinopteri; Cypriniformes; Catostomidae
Exons: 9
Coding region: 1825-3273 (482 amino acids)
Source: RefSeq, a predicted model, not a curated record
AUCCACUACGAGAAGUGAGAACUGUCUGACUUGACUGCACUUAUUUCACUCCUCCCCUGUCUGCAGCCGUCUACUUUCAAGGGGAGGCGUUUGGCAUCUCAAACAAGCGUAACGUCUGCCUCAGUGAAAUCAGAAGUGAGUGCGCUAAUGAGAAUGUAUUGGAUGGAUUCUGAAGAAGUCAACCAUUUCCCCCCCGCGAAAGACAAUUAACUGGCUCAGCGAAAUCAAAACUGCAGUGCACUAAUGAGCAUGUAAUGGGUGGAUUCUGAAGACGUGAGGAUUCAGGUUGCCUCUGCGAAAACAAAAAGAGCGGCAGACUAAGGGUGCUUGGCUGCAGCCUCGCUAGGCUGGAUAUCUUGGCUGCCACGUCAUCAAGCACCGUCGAAGGCCGUCUCACUUGUGAGGACACUUGGAAGGCAGCCUCAUUUCGCAGCCUUCUUUGCCAUAUUUUGGAGGAUGCAUUGGGUGUAUCCUUUGUGGCCUUCAGUCACCCAUAAUCCUUUGCACAUGUCCCAAAUUAUUUUUAAAAAGGGUGGAAAACGAGUUGCGUGACCGCAGAGGCAGAAACCUUUAUGACGCUGCUUUUUUUCUCUCUCUCUCAAGUUUUAUUCACAUUUGCACCAAGACAAUAUGUAGAAAAAUAAAAAAUGCAAGUCGUGUAGACAAUGCAACAAAUUAGAAGAUACAAAGCACAAGAUGAUAAAUAAAUACAAUUAAUAAAAGGGCAGUUACAUGAAUUUGAAAAGCUUUAAACGUUUUAUAGUUUUUACAAGUCUAGGGUUCUUUUUUUUUUUCCAUAUUUGAAAGGGUUUAAAUAUAAAUUCUAAGAUCAGUGUUGCAAAAUUUAUUAUAUUAAGGCUUUUUUUGAGUGACUCUAGCUUUGUGAAUUAAACAUUUGGCUAAAAUAGGGAUUAAGGACAUAUUUCUCGUUUUCUGAAGUAUAUGGGUUUUCUAAACAAAGUAAAACAUCACAUGGUUCUAAGCUUAUGGUUUGCCAUAUACACUUACUAGGACAUCUCAUUCUAGUGCUGAAUCCUGAAGAGUCUAGCCUACAGCCUCCGAAGGACUGGUCUAGGAAGGACACAGCCUUACUAGGCUGCAGCCUUCCAUUUGAGAAGCACCCUAAGUGUGCAGUCUUUAAAAAAAAUAAAAAAAACUCUCUCUCGCCUGCUCACUUGCUUUAUGCAGCCACGCACUGUAUGUGUGUAGGCAAAAUGUCACCAGAUGUGCUCUGCGCUCUCAACCAGAAUCAUAAAUAACGUAAGUUGUGGAAAAUUCACUUUGAAACAUACUACUUAUCAGGUAAACAUAAACUAAUAGGAUGGAUAAAAUAGACCAUGAUUAAAAUUUUACAACACCUUCCUCUGAUAUUUGUAGUGCAACAUCUGUACUUGACCUGUAAAGCUGGUACUUCAAUGCUAAAAAAUUCAGAAAAUACAAAAACAAAACACAGAUCAGGCCAUGUAAGGGGUGAAACAAGCGUCUACAUUUUUUUUUAAAGAUUUACACAUUUAAAAUGUAUAAAAAUAUUAUACAUUUUUAAAUAUACGUUACAAUAAAUUAAUUUAUCUAUAUGAAAUACAAUGCAUUAAAAAUACCCCCUCCACCACAGUGUUCUCUUUUUGGACAACCGCAAUAUGGUCACCCUAACUAUGUUGCAUUGCUGUUUUAAGUUGCAUUGUGCUAAUGAGCAUGUAAUGGGUGGAUUCUGAAGACGUGAGGAUUUGGAUUGCCUCAGUGAAAUCAAAACUGCAGUGCACUAAUGAGCAUGUAAUGGGUGGAUUCUGAAGACGUGAGGAUUCAGGUUGCCUCUGCGAAAACAAAAUGAACUCAACCAGUCACCAGCCCAGCCAAGUCACAACACAAGAUAGCAUAAUGCCUUUUGACUGCAGUGAGAACACUCUGCUUGAAGCUGAUGAUCAAACAAAUGUUACACCAAGACAGCCUGAUCUCAACGACUAUGAGAUGGAGACUUCUGUAGUUCCAACUUGCUCCACUGUAUGGCACACACGAUGUUUUAAAAGGGCACAUCAUUAUAAUGCAUCUGCAUCCAAUGAAGAGGAUGAAGUAUCAUCAGAAGAAGAAUUUGUUCAUUGUUCUGCAUCUGACACUGAAACAGAAAGUGAAUUGGAAGAUCCAGUUGGUAUUCCAAGGAAACAGGACUUGCUAACUGCAUAUGGAAAAGCUACCACAACAGACCCAAACAUUCCUAAUAGUAAUUUUGUUGCCAUGGAAAGCACUGAAAUGGAGAACGAAACAUCCAACGCAACACAAAACAUGGAACACAUAAUCGGUUGUUCUGCGUCAAAAAAUGAGUCAACCUCUCUGGCUAAAGGGGGGCAGAAUUAUUGCUUUGUUUGUGGGGAAGCUCAAUCCAAAAUAGCAAGACACUUUAAGGUUCAUGUUAAAGAAGAUGCUGAAAUAGCAAAGGCACUGAGUUUACCAGUAAGAUCUAGACAAAGGAAACAACUGCUUGAGAUGCUGAGAAACAGAGGCAACUUCAACCACAACAACAACGUCUUGAAAAAAGGAGAGGGUUCAUUAAAAGUUAAAAGACGAGCCGUUCAAAAAACCGAAUCGGUGCACAAAAAGUAUGAAUACUGUGUGUAUUGCAAGGGAAUGUUUGUGCGAAAAGAGCUAUGGAGACACAUGAGAAGAUGCAAGUCUAAGCUAGCCAAGACAGAUAAACCCUCUGGGGGCAGACAUAGAGUUCUAACUAUUGCAGCAGUGGCCAAGUCUGCCUUCUCUACGAGAUUUGAGGAUGGGCUACUGAGAAUGAUAGGAUGCAUGAAUGAUGAUGAAAUUGCACGUGUAGUAAGAAAUGAUUUUGGACUACUUGAGUUUGCUCAGUCUCUAUAUAAUCGGCAUGGGCAUGACAAAGCAAAGCAUGAAUAUAUGCGUCAAAAGGUACGAGAACUUGGAAGGUUCUUAUUAACAUUGCGUAACAAAAUUCCAUCAGCCACUCUGGAAGAUGCCAUAAAACCAGCGAAUUUUAUGAAUGUCAUCAAAGCAGUAAAAGAAAUGGCAGGAUUUCAUACAGAUCAACAUUCUUUUCAAACACCAAGCCUAGCUUUAAAAAUUGGACACUCUCUCUUAAAAAUUAGUGAAAUUCUUCACUGCCAUGCUCUUAUUGCUGAGGACACAGAGUUGACAAAAUGUGCCGAAGCUUUUCAGCAGCUGUACAAAGCAAAGUGGUCAGAAUACAUAUCCCACAGAGCAUUAUGCACCAUCAGUGAUGCAAAUAGUGUUGUCACGGUAACAAAAUUUCAGUAGUCGGUACCGAUACCAGUGAAAUUUCACGGUUCUCGAUAGCAAUAUCGAUACCAUAGAAAAUAAUUUGCUAAUAUGAUAAUGUGCUAUUGAACACACUCCUUUAGCCUAAAGUUAAAUUUCAAUGUAAAUAAUAAAUUAAAAGAUAUGCAUGUUUCCUUCAAGUGUUUCUAAUACUUCUUUGUUUUUAAGCAGGGCCCUACUGAAAGUUUGUAUUUUUUUCCCCAAAUCCUUUAUUUUUUUUGUUUUUAAUUUUCCAGAAUUACAUGUUUUAAAGUUUAAUUUCAUUUCAUUAUCAAAAUAGUGUCUAAUCAAACAUUUUUCCUUAAACUUUUAAAGACUUUUAACAAGUAAAAAAUAGAAAAAUUAUUUGUCAACAUACCAUUGCAUUUCUUUAAACUUUUAUUCAGUACAAAAGCACUCUUGCUUGUGAUAUAUUGCUUAAUUUUUAUUAUUACAACAAUAAUUAUUGUUCUUUCUACAGUGAGGAUUACAUUUUACUAUACUGUUAUAUUAUAUUUCUGUUGCCAUUUCUUCAAUUUCAGGCGUUUAGCUUUUAUGAAUCGUGCUUUUAUUUUGAUGUUUAUUUUAUUUUUUUAUUUUUUUUUACAAGUAAACAGUUCGCUGCAUGGCCCAGUGUGAUUGUCAAAGCGUAAAUGCUGUGAUUAUAUAAAUUAUAUAAAAAUAACGCUUCAGAGUGGAUUAGUGCUCUGCUCUGUCAUCUCUCAUACAACUCGAAUGAUUCUCAGUCUGUGAAGUUUCCAGUGUAUGAGCAGUCUGCUUCACACAUUCAUUUAAACCCAUGCAGCUUAUACCAAGGUUAUUAUAGUUUUGCAUUUUCAAAUCAGUUUUUAUUUUAUAUCGUUUUCAAAUUUGCUAUAAAUUUCAGUUCAGAUUUAGUUUCAUUAAUGAUUUUGUUAGUUUUAGUUUAGUUUUUAUUUUGUAAUCACAUUUCUAUUUAGUUUUUAUAUAUUUUAGUUUUAGUAAUUAUAGUUUUGAGUUACAGAACACUUCCAGAGUGUAGACCAAAGCAGGACAUUUGAAUUUAAGUUUGGCAAACUUAUACAAUACACUUAAAGCAAAAUGAAACGGUUGAAUAUUUGCACAGUUUACUUAUACUUGUGCAUAAUAACAAUAACAUAAUGGAUUGUGAUUCAAUAAAGUCACAAAGAACCAAACAAGCAAAUCAAAUGUAUAAAAGUUAAAUGUAUGAAAAUUUCAAAUGAACUCAAAUUCAUGUAAAACAUGAAAUCAUGUUAAACUGUUGAUGCUCACUGUACGGAUGGCGGGCACUCCGUCAUUUGUUUAUAUGUUUACAUUUACUGCAUACGGUAUGAUAAAUGUCUCGUAUAAUCUUGAAAUCCAUGGUCAUCUGUUAAAUAUAGUAUGUUAUCCAUUCAACCAUGAAGCCAGAAGCCACUGCAGUGUAUAAAUGAUCCAAAUAUGGUCAUGAAGAAAAAAGUCAGAGACCACAUGAACAGACUUCCUCAUUCGGAUCUAUACGUAUAAACUGUAAAGCAAAAAACUAAUGUUUUGUCUGAUGAAAGAUGUCAUGAAUAUAUAGAUGACUACGAAAAUGUAUGGUUUGUCAAUAUUUUCCAAGCGAUCACUGGUAUUUGUAUAGGUUUAUUGAACAGUUCUGGAUCUGGCACUGGACUCAACCUGCAAAUUCUAGAAAUAUUAUGCUUUCUGCUUCAUUCUAUGAAUGGAAUCCACAUGAAAUCGGUAAAAGAAGCUGUUAUAACAACUCGAUGAUAAUUGAAAGCAAGACAUUUGCCGUAGAUUAUGUGUAAUUUGUAAUGUUUACAUGGGCUAAUGCUAACGCUAGCACCUUUGCCAUAGUAUUGCACCCGUUACCCCAGUAUGCCAGCCUUCGCCACAGUGGGACCUGACAAUAUUUAUAGAUGAAAUUACUCUGAUGUCACAUGCUUCCGGGUUCUUUCGAGCUGCAGAUUUCAAUGGUGGAAACAGGCAGCACUGCAGUUUUAAUAAUCUUUUAAGCUUUUAGAAUGUAAUAAUGUCUGUUAAUGUUAAUAAAAGUUAUUAUAAAGGAA